This is a messenger RNA of Danio rerio (zebrafish), 1369 nucleotides long. It is a transcript of the gene cela1.4, whose product is annotated as chymotrypsin like elastase family member 1, tandem duplicate 4. The record is from RefSeq and is marked validated. Gene Ontology annotation, biological process: proteolysis. Gene Ontology annotation, cellular component: extracellular region. Gene Ontology annotation, molecular function: hydrolase activity; endopeptidase activity; serine-type peptidase activity. NCBI's taxonomy places the organism in Eukaryota, Metazoa, Chordata, Actinopteri, Cypriniformes, Danionidae.
AAGUUCAGAAAGUCCAGACAGACUGGAAAUGCUGAGGAUCCUGUUGUUGAGCACGUUGGCUGCUUUGGCACUGGCUGAGCCCAGAUAUCUGGAGGAUCUGGCCAUUGAGGAGAGGGUUGUUGGUGGAGAGGUCGCAAAACCCAACUCCUGGCCCUGGCAGAUCUCUCUCCAGUUUCUGUCUGCCUUAGACUACUUUCACACCUGUGGUGGGACUCUGAUCAGACCAGGAUGGGUGUUGACUGCCGCCCACUGCGUUGACAUCCCGAGAAAUUGGCGUGUUAUCUUGGGAGACCAUGACAUCACUAAACACGAGGGUCAUGAGCAAUCGUUGACUGUCAGCCGUGUUUAUAUCCACCCCAACUGGAACACCGACAGUGUGUCUUCUGGAUAUGAUAUUGCUCUUCUGCAACUGUCCACCGAUGCCACGCUGAACUCAUAUGUGCAGUUGGCCACACUGCCACCCGCUGGACAGGUUCUGCCCCACAACAACGAAUGUUACAUCACUGGCUGGGGUCGCACACAGACUGGUGGGUCAACCUCAUCGCAGCUGAAACAAGCUUUGCUGCCCGUGGUCGACCACAAUACAUGUUCUCGCAGCGACUGGUGGGGAAGCAUCGUGAAGGACACCAUGAUUUGCUCUGGUGGCGGCGAGGUGUCUGGAUGCCAGGGUGACUCUGGUGGCCCUCUGAACUGUCUGGUCAACGGUAAGUAUGUUGUCCACGGUGUGACCAGCUUUGUGUCAGCUGCAGGUUGUAAUACCAACAAGAAGCCAACAGUCUUUACUCGUGUGUCAGCCUACAACAGUUGGAUUAAUGCUAUCAUUGGGAACUGAGAAGAUGAAAGGAAGAAAUACUCCAAUUACCUUUUAACAACUGCAACGACCAGAAAUACAAAAUAAUUCACAUGCAGCAUUGGACUAAUUAAUCUUGACUUCGUCUUAUCCAGUUAUUUUAUUUAUCCAGCAAACUGUCAUGCUUUUAGUUUCAUCCAAUGACUGUAAAAAAUAUGGACGACGCGACAGCCCCUUUUCCCAUUGAACGCCUUGAGGGCAAAACGCCUGCUUGACGGGCACAAACUGUCGCAAAAGACUGCUGAAAUUGGAGCCAGACAUGCGCAGAAGGACUGUCUGAUGGAGCCAGAGGAGGAGCCGCGAUAAUGAGCGGAGUCGAGCUUCCAACCAAACGCUUUAUGUAAAAUCAACCACGCCCCCGAACUUCUCACUCGACUGCCGGUGUCUGCACUAUAACAAACGCUCACUGAUGUAAAUAGAAGCACUUACAUUAAAAAAACACAAUAAUAUACGGUUUAAAAACGGUGUGAUGUAAGCUGUUAAACUUUAAUAAAAGCAAUACAUGGUGGACUGCAGAAA